AUGACUCAGUAUAACCAUUCAGCAGAGCUCUUUCUCCAGAGCUCAGCAAAUAAGUCAUUAAAUUUCACUGAAACACCACUGGCUUUGGAUGAAAGGACACUAUUAGGGCUGAAGAUUUCACUGUCAGUCCUUCUGUCGGUUAUAACUUUGUCAACGAUCCUUGCAAACGUUUUUGUUGUUAUUACAAUUUUUCUGACUAGAAAGCUCCACACACCUGCAAAUUACCUCAUUGGCUCAUUGGCAGUGACUGAUCUUUUAGUGUCUGUCCUAGUAAUGCCCAUCAGUAUUGCUUACACUGUCACCCACACGUGGGCCUUUGGCCAGGUGUUGUGUGAUAUCUGGUUGUCAUCAGACAUCACGUGCUGCACAGCCUCAAUCCUUCACCUCUGUGUUAUUGCACUGGACAGGUACUGGGCUAUCACCGAUGCUCUGGAGUAUGCCAAACGCCGGACCGCUGGCCGAGCGGCACUCAUGAUUGCCGUGGUCUGGAUGAUCUCUAUUAGUAUUUCUGUGCCACCGUUUUUCUGGAGGCAGGUGAAAGCUCAUGAAGAAAUUGAAAAGUGUGCUGUGAACACAGAUCAAAUUUCCUACACAAUUUAUUCCACUUGUGGAGCUUUCUACAUCCCAGCCAUACUUCUCCUAAUAUUGUAUGGUAGAAUUUUUGUAGCGGCUCGAUCCAGGAUUCUGAAGCCACCCUCAUUAUAUGGGAAGCGUUUCACUACUGCACACCUGAUUACUGGCUCUGCUGGGUCUUCCCUCUGCUCCAUUAAUGCUAGCCUUCAUGAAGGGCAUUCCCAUUCAGAUGGGUCCCCAAUAUUUAUCAAUCAUGUUAAAAUAAAACUUGCAGAUAGUAUCCUGGAAAGGAAAAGAAUUUCUGCUGCAAGAGAAAGGAAAGCCACCAAAACUUUAGGCAUUAUUCUGGGAGCUUUCAUUUUCUGCUGGCUGCCUUUUUUUGUCAUGUCCCUAGUCCUACCAAUCUGCCAAGAUGCUUGUUGGUUUCAUCCCAUCCUACUGGACUUUUUUACAUGGUUAGGUUACAUAAACUCAUUGAUCAAUCCAGUCAUUUAUACAGCUUUUAAUGAAGAAUUUAAACAGGCUUUCCAAAAACUAAUACAUUUCAAAAAGUGUUCGUCUUGA
Messenger RNA from Opisthocomus hoazin, 1137 nucleotides. Lineage: Eukaryota; Metazoa; Chordata; Aves; Opisthocomiformes; Opisthocomidae. The record is from RefSeq and is a predicted model, not a curated record.